CCUCACUCUCCUCUCCAUUCUCCCUCUCUCUUCCUUCCUUACCUUGCUUUUCUUUGUAGAUGAAUGGUCAUAGACUACUCUAAUCUUUGAUCUUAGAAUUUUUAUUGAGUAGUGACGUAGAGAGAGAAAGAGUGAGCAUAAUUGUAAUUGAUUGCUUAAGUACUUCUCUUGUUAAAUUGGGUUUUGAUCUAUUUUUUCUUGGUUUUUGCUUGUUGGGUUUGGUUGCUUGUUUUUCUCCUUUUGGAUGGGUGAGGAGAAGGGGGUAGUGGUGAAAAAGGGGAAGAAAUAUGGAGAAGUUGGGAGGGAAGGGUGGUUGUACUGCAGCCUUGUACAAGUUUCUCUGGUAGUGUUGGACAAGAGAAUUCUUCUUCCUACAAGUGAAAUUGCAUUAUACAAUCUUUUAAGCUAUUAAAAGAUCAACAAUCAAAACACACAAAGUAGGAAACUUUCAGAGGGAGAAGGAGACCCAGAAAAAAAAGAUCUUGUUUUUAAGAGUUGUUCGCAAUUCUGCAACCAUGAAGAGACUUAGCAGCUCUGAUUCCAUGGGUGCUUUGAUGUCCAUGUGCCCAACCUCAGAUGAAAACAAUCCGGGGACCAACCAUGUCUACAGUAGGGAGUUUCAAUCCAUGUUAGAUGGAUUGGAUGAAGAAGGGUGCGUGGAAGAAUCCGGCCAUGUCGCCGAGAAGAAACGCCGUUUGAGUGUAGAUCAAGUCAAGGCCUUAGAGAAGAAUUUCGAGAUCGAAAACAAGCUUGAACCAGAGAGGAAAGUCAAACUAGCCCAAGAACUUGGGCUGCAGCCAAGACAGGUGGCAGUUUGGUUUCAGAACCGCCGUGCCCGGUGGAAGACAAAGCAAUUGGAGAAAGAUUACACCUUCCUCAAAGCCAAUUUUGAAGCUCUUAAGCUUAAUUUUGAAAGCCUUCAACAGGACAAUGAAGCUCUUCGAAAAGAGAUAAGAGAGCUGCAAGCGAAGCUCAAUGGAGAGAACACAGAGAGCAAUCUUUCAGUGAAAGAGGAGGUGAUUCUGCCGGAAAAUGAUACAAAAACACUGGAACAUAGUGAACCGCUACUGGCUGCCUCAUCGGAGCCUCGAGAACCGAACUACGAGACCUUCGGCACCUCUCUUUUCCCUGACCUGAAAGAUGGGUCAUCAGACAGUGACACAAGUGCCAUCCUCAACGAAGACAACAGCCCCAACCCAGCAAUUUCCUCAUCUGGGGCUCCCCCGAACCAGCAAUUCCUGAUGUCUACGGCAGCGGCCGCAUCGUCUCCAUCAUCCUCCAUGAAUUGCUACCAAUUCCCGAAAACGUAUCAGCCUCAACAUUUUGUGAAGAUGGAGGAGCAGAAUUUCUUCAAUGCAGAAGAGACAUGCAAUUUCUUCUCGGAUGAACAAGUUCCUUCCCUCCAUUGGUAUUGCCCUGAACAAUGGAAUUAAACUAGAGGACACUGACCCUGUAUGUAUUAUCUCUGGAAAAUGCAGAGAAAAUAAAGGAAGGUUUAAUGGGUAGAGAGCUAGCUCCAAGAAUUUUUGUAAGUUUAACAUGGAUAGAUCUCCACUGUGCAAAGUGAAGAUUGGAGAUGAAGAGGAGGAGGGGAAGAAAGAGGUUCACGUGGGGGAGUGGGUGCAAGAUGACGCAAAAUGUUGGGCAGGGGGGGAUUUGGGGUUAAGCGUGCGCGAAUGAUUAGGUCGUAAUAGGAAGUUAUCUGCUGCUGUAAAUGGAAAAAUCUCUGCAAUCCAUUGGGGGGGAAAGUUCCUGUAAUGAAGAAAAAAUAAAGCAUCAUCAUCUUUUAUUU
Molecule: messenger RNA, 1792 nt
Organism: Rubroshorea leprosula
Lineage: Eukaryota; Viridiplantae; Streptophyta; Magnoliopsida; Malvales; Dipterocarpaceae
Source: the annotation of a GenBank genome assembly